Messenger RNA from Gasterosteus aculeatus aculeatus (three-spined stickleback), 465 nucleotides. Lineage: Eukaryota; Metazoa; Chordata; Actinopteri; Perciformes; Gasterosteidae. The record is from RefSeq and is a predicted model, not a curated record.
AUGGACUAUUUCUUCCAGCAGGCAAAUUCCCCAUUCAAACUGGCAAUAUCCCCAACUCUCAGUCUUCUGAAUCACUCCUGCUGUCCCAACACCAGCCUGCGGUUCAGCACUGGAACCAGUGUGUCAGCUGACUGCAGCGAGAGUGUGACUGAGUACGGAAGCACAGCCCGCGGAGUCACUGUGACUGUCAGAGCAUCCAAAGCUAUCCCUGCAGGACAAGAGAUCCUGCACUGCUAUGGUCCUCACAGCAGUCGGAUGGCAACCCGAGAACGGCAGCGUCUCCUGCAGGAACAGUACUAUUUCCUGUGUCAGUGUGAGGCCUGCACCCAGCGGCAGCAGCAGGAGGAGGAGGAAGAGGCGAAGGGAUCCGAGUCCACACCACAGUGGUCGGGUGUUGGAGGGGGACGGGAAAAGACUAAAAAGUUCUUAUGGGGCAGAUUCGGGGGGAGGCUGCAGGUAUCGUAG